Molecule: messenger RNA, 930 nt
Organism: Arctia plantaginis
Lineage: Eukaryota; Metazoa; Arthropoda; Insecta; Lepidoptera; Erebidae
Source: the annotation of a GenBank genome assembly
AUGUCUAUAAGACCUUUACCACCCGCUCUCGCGGAAAAAGCACGCGUAGAAUUGAACGAAGACCCAAAAAGGCUAAAGGAUGAUUUACAAAGUAUUAAGGACUGGAUUGCUAAGCAGCCUCACCUAAAUGCAAGAACAGAUAAUCAGUGGCUCGUGGCUUUCCUCCGAGGUUGCAAGUAUAGCUUGGAGAGAACUAAAGAAAAAUUAGACAACUAUUAUUCAAUGCGGACUACGGUUCCAGAGUUAGAGCGUAUUAAGUACAGCGAUCCGCUUUUUGAUGAAGUUUUGAGUUUAGGAGUUUCUGUUAUAUUGCCUAAUACAUCCGGACCAGAUGGACGAAGAAUUAAUUUGAUGCGACCCGGUAAAUACGAUCCCAACAAAUACAAUAUAAUGGACAUCAUGAGUGUAAAUUAUACAUUGAUAAAGAUACUUCUGGUGGACGAUGAUCACAUGACUGUGUCUGGUAUUGAAAGUAUCGGCGACAUGGAAGGACUUUCCUUAGGGCAUUUUCUUCAAAUGACACCAGUAGUCAUAAAGAAACUGGUUGCCGCGGGACAGGAUGCAGCACCUUUGCGAAUAAAGGGGACCCACUAUCUUAAUACACCAGCAGGAUUCGAAAAGGUUUACAACUUAAUGAAGAGCUUUCUUAACGAAAAAAAUAGAAAUAGGCUCUAUAUCUAUAACAACAAGAAUUAUGACGCUAUGUACAAAUAUAUCCCAAAAGAGAUCUUACCUGCUGAGUACGGUGGAAAUGGUGGUUCCAUUGAAGAAAUAAUUGAUUACUGGAGGAGCAAAGUAAAGGAAUAUAGUGCGUGGCUAGAAGAAGAUUUUAAAUAUAAGACAGACGAGUCCAAGCGUCCUGGCAAGCCUAAGACUGCUGAAGAUAUGUUCGGAGUAGAAGGGUCUUUUAGACAGUUAGAGUUUGACUAA